UUAUACGAAAAUAUCGAAAUUAAACAGUUUGACAUUUUGGGCCUUAAGAGAUGGUAUUUAACGCAAACUAACCCUUCCGAUUUAAUAUGCAAAUGUUUUUGGCAUAAGCUCCGACGUUUAAGACAUUUGCACGAUAUUGUGCUUCCACUUUGUCAGUUUCGUACGUGUGACACUUCAUAAGACCGGUUAAUUUUACGCUCAUGUCUAAUUCAUCAUGAUGCGAUUCCUUCUUCGGGAAAUCUUUUGAUAAUACGUGAUAUUCUCACCAUUUAACUAUAAAGGGCGGAGGAGAGUGUACAAUCAAAAUUGUGAUAGAAAACCACUCGUACAAACUUCUAGAACACAUGACACUUAAUGCGUGCGUGCAAAUACGCAGAAUCUUUGGCUCCGACUUCCGAGAAAGCAAGUAAACGAAUCCAUGGGUUAAGUUUUCAACUUCAGUAGUGAUUGUGCACAUCGACGUAAUGCGUGUAAUAAUAGAAAUAAAAGUAUUCCUUAUUUGAAACCUCGAUCCAUAUUUUCCCUACCCGUUCGGUCGUGAUAUUUUUCAAACAAAAGGAUAAGAAAACGAUCCCUUGAGAGCCGAUAAUCUGUUGCCCAAUAGGUACCUGCUAGCAGGCAUGAGAGAAUAUUACAUCGACACAUGAAGUUAGAGAUUUUUCUUAGCAUUUUACAACCCUUAUUUUCUGUACCACUUAAUGAUACGGAAUGUUCUUUAAUAUUCUUCAUGCGUCAUUGUCACAUGCCCUUCACCUGAGAGCUUGUCGCCAAACUUCGUCAAAUUUGCAUUGGAAUGUUGUUUCACAGCCAUGCGGGUAUUUUUAAUUGCGCAACUAAAGAGCAUAUUGAGUAAUUCAAAGUUAGCAAGAACAAACGGUAUCUUUCUUUUGCUAAGAAAAUGAAAGCUACGCUUUCGAUAGCUGUGGCUGCCUCGCGGAAAUCGUUCAACAUUUAUGACUUCCUUAUCGACAACCUGACACUAGCGAGCGCGUGACCAGACUGUUGUGUCUCAAUCCAAAAAUAAUCCAUAGAUUUCGCGCCAAAUUCCACCGGGAUGAACUUUGGAGUAUUACAGUCCACUCGAUUGUUUUUUGCACAUGUUGAUUGGCUAAUGAAACAAUUGAUAGUUUUCUUCCGUGAUCUGAACCAAUCAGGUGUUUGUUAUUAUCACGUGGUAUGCUUAUGUUCUGCAACCAUGAAUGAAUGACUGCAUGUUAGCGCGCCACGACGACGGUUUAUUUUACUCUUUUGUUUUGGUUUAAGCCGAAACGUAGAUUCAUUCCUCGUGGUGAGAGAGACACGAAAACGAAAAUGUGGGACAGAAACAUCAUGAGUUCUUGCGAAGUAGUUAAAGAUCGCUUAUAUUUUGUGAGUGUGAGUUGUAAACCGCGAAACAACUCGUCCUAUCACUAUUUUAGCGUGGAUCCUGACUGGACUCUCGACGGUUGUAAAUUUCACGACACACCUUACUUCGGACCGCCAAAUCUGGCUGGAAUCUACCGUUUCUGUUGCCUUGUUAACACUAAACUUCACAUGGUCCCGGUUUCGAAGAAGAUUGUACUUUACACAACAGCUAAUGAGGGUUUUUCCGACGCGAAGAAGCGAACGCGGUCUGUUUUCCUGUGUGGUGCCUUCGCCAUGUGUCAACUCAAGAUGACCGCCGAAGAAAUUUACGCUUUACUAGAAAAGCACUUCCUGUCUUCAACUCUGGUUUCUUACUGCGAUAUCAAUGGUAAUGUAUCCCACAACCUUAGCAUUCUAGACUGUCUCAAAGGUUUUGAAAAGGCAAUAGCGCUGGGGUUCUUCAAAUUUGACGAGUUUGACUUGAAUCGAUACGAGCAGGAAGAGCGCGCUUUUGAUUUGAACUGGAUCAUUCCGGGAAAGUUGUUGGCGUUGAGUGAUCCUCAGAGAAGACCUGAACUCAAAGUGAGUCGAUUCAGUCGCCUGAGAAAAUAUUUCAGGCAGACUGGAGUCAAGGGUGUCGUAAGACUGAAUAAGGACGACAACAUGGUGAAAUACGGGCUUAUUUACGAUGCGCGAUGUUUUACCGCUAACGGCUUCUCGCAUAGCGAUCUUUACUAUGAAGAUGGUGGAAUUCCAACUAAAGCAAUCAUCAAGAAAUUCACACGAGUCGUUGAUCAGUGCGAUGGAGCCGUCGCCGUUCACUGCCGAGCCGGUUUAGGAAGAACAGGAACUCUAAUCGCAUGUUAUUUGAUCAGACACUACCGAUUUUCAGCUGCCGAGUCCGUAGGUUGGUUACGCAUCUGUAGGCCGGGCAGCGUGUCAACACUUCAACAUUGUUUCCUCGAACAUAAACAAGAACCGAUUAUGCGGGGGUAUCCCGAAGAUAUGAAGAUCGAAGAUCUUACCGAAGCCGUGAAAAAAAGUUUGAACAUAUUUUCCUACCAAAACACGAUCAUCGAAGAGCAGGAGGAGUAAACAUGAAUAUUUAUGACACUAAUAUGUGUUACUAGGAAAAUUCUUUGACGUCUAGCUUGUGGGGCGGCAAACGACAGCUGGGAGAAUAUUAAUGAGGAACUUCCUUCUUAGCCAAUUGCUUGCCAAGAAAACCAGACAUGUUUAUUUUGAUCUCACCCGAAGAUGAAAUGUGUCUAGCUUUGAUCAAUCUUCAGUGCCAGGAAAAUUGAUUCAAGCCAACUCCUCUUUAAUUUUUUUUUUUUUUUUUUUUUUUUAAGCUCUGAGGUUCUCUUAUAUUUGGUUACUUGA
Molecule: messenger RNA, 2727 nt
Organism: Pocillopora damicornis (cauliflower coral)
Lineage: Eukaryota; Metazoa; Cnidaria; Anthozoa; Scleractinia; Pocilloporidae
Product: dual specificity protein phosphatase CDC14AB
Biological process (GO): protein dephosphorylation
Source: RefSeq, a predicted model, not a curated record